Molecule: messenger RNA, 714 nt
Organism: Truncatella angustata
Lineage: Eukaryota; Fungi; Ascomycota; Sordariomycetes; Amphisphaeriales; Sporocadaceae
Product: methyltransferase
Exons: 1
Coding region: 1-714 (237 amino acids)
Source: RefSeq, a predicted model, not a curated record
AUGGCAGAUCAAAAACAACCAGACGCUCGUCUUUACAAAGACAUAUACUCGCGGUCAUUCUUGACGCGGAUAUACGAUCACUAUGUCCUUGGCUUCAAUAUGAAGUAUGCUUGGAGCUGCGCGACUGAUGCGGUCCUUCUCCCAUUCUUUGCGGAUAACUUCUCCCAUCACCACAUGGACAUCGGUGUCGCAACAGGAUGGUUUCCUGCGACAGUGCUGAGAAGGCCUAUCCGCAAUAUGGAGAAACACCAGUUGACGCUGGUUGACUUCAACGAGACCUCUCUCAAUGCAUCCAAGGCCCGGGUGUUGUCGGUAGCGCCGCACACCAGCGUCAACUGCGUACAGGCUGAUAUAACAGCACAGCUGCCUGAGUCACUCAGAGAUGCAUGCGGCAAGUUCGACUCGAUUACCAUGUUCAAUCUCUUCCACUGCGUACCAGGAGGCGCCGAGAAGCUUCGCGCGUUCGCAACGUACAAGGAGCUUCUAUCGGACGGCGGCGCGUUGGCUGGCUGCACAGUACUAGGCCAGAAGCAUGCGACAGGUUUCUUCAGCAGGUCAUACCUCAGGAUUUAUAACCGCUUGGAUAUCUUCAAUAAUUGGGAUGACGAGCAGGAGGUGAUUGAGAAGGCAUUGAAGCAGGAGUUUGAUCAGGUAGAAACGGAGGUCGUUGGCAUGAUGUUAUUGUUCAAGGCAUCAAAGCCCCGAAGAUCUUGA